CUCCUACCAAGCACACUGCCAUCGUUUCUUGCCAUCUGCCCGAGGCAACGAACAACAACCAACGGUUCCCCUUUGCCGCCCUGUGAGACUGUCAGCCACCAAUUUCCUUUUGCGUCAGUUUGGCCCUGUUGUCGCCAAGACGACUCAAACAGACCUUUACAAGACCGACGCCCUGCCAACGACCCUGACGCCCCCUCUCCUGCAGAAAAUCCUCUCUUUGUCGUCGUCGACAGUAAAACCGUCCGCUCGUUCAUCUACGUAUCAUCUGCGAUGAAGUCAAUUGCUGUAAUUUCUUUACUUGCUACGGCUGCUUUUGCACAGUCCUCGGCCUCUUCGGCGGCUGGCGCAUCGUCCACGGCGGGCGCGUUGAUUCCCUCGGGCAUCAGCCAGGGCUGCUCGUCCUACCUUAGCUCGCUCAACAGCGACUCCACCCUCUACUCCUGCGCGAGCCCCCUUAUCCAAGCGACUUCGCAGUUCGGAGCCGCUGCUAAUGGUAGCGCCUCUAGUUCUGCCGUCGCGUCUGCAGUCAAGAGCUUCUGCUCGAGCGCCUCGAGCUCCUGCUCCGAUAGCAACAUAAAGACACAGCUCGCGAGCUUCUACUCAGCGUGCACUGCUGAGCUGACGUCGACCGCCAACCAAGAUGUCAUCCGCAUGUACGACGCCCUCUACGCCAUCACGCCGCUGAAGCAGGCCGUCUGCGCCCAGGACGAUAGCGGGAACUACUGCAUUUCGUCGAUUGCGUCUGCUGCCAAGUCCAAUAACAACAUGGCGACCGCGCAGAAGUACCUCUGGUACCCCUCGACCACGGCUAAGCGUGCCGUCACCUCGAUCCAGGCGAAUUCGACUACGUUCACCAACUACAACCUCCCUUUCCUCCUCCUUACCCCCUCGACCCCCUCCUCCACUCUGUGCACCUCGUGCACUCGUAGCAUCUUGACCUCUUACAUCAACUUCGAGUCAUCCGUUCCCUACGGCCCUGGCCUGGACAAGAGCACCCUGCUGAGCGGUCAGACCGCCUUGUACAAGGGUGUUGUCAGCACGUGCGGGGAGAACUUUAUGAGCGGCGCCGUUCAGGCUGCCGGAGGUAUCAAGUCGGGUGUUAUUAGCGGUGCAGGGAAGACAGUCGAGGGUGGUGCUUUGGGUGUCCUCAUCUCCGCCAUGAGCGUGGCGGCUGCUGGCUUUGCCGUGGCUCUCUGAGGCGCCGGUUUAGAGCGAUCUUAGGUGUCUCUUCUUAAUUACUGGACGGUGCUAUCUUAGUAUUUUAUACCCAUUCAUAUGAGAUUGUCGUCAUUAUCAAUGAACAUGGGCCGGUGCAUAGGUGUUAGUUUGAACAUUUUGUCCCUGUCAGUGAGCAUGCG
Molecule: messenger RNA, 1358 nt
Organism: Gloeophyllum trabeum ATCC 11539
Lineage: Eukaryota; Fungi; Basidiomycota; Agaricomycetes; Gloeophyllales; Gloeophyllaceae
Exons: 2
Coding region: 271-1197 (308 amino acids)
Source: RefSeq, a predicted model, not a curated record